UUGCUGACAAAUAUCUCUUUUCCUGGGGUGCAAAUGUGACCCCGAAAUCGUCUCACCCCUUUCAAGAGGCAGAUGGCCCUGACCAGAGUCACACACAACACCACCCCCUCCCCGAUUUGCAAACAUCACUUGUUGGAAAAGAGUGGCAUUUUUCACGCAUUAACAUUUUUGUGUCUUUCCUGUUUUCUUUGCAAAAGAUCCGAGGAAACAUUCCUGGCCUAAGUCUAGGGGAAAUUAUUGCCAUUUUGUCUUAUAUAAAGAGAACAAGGAUACAAUGGACGCCAUCAACGUGCUCUCCAAAUAUUUAAGAGUUAAACCGACCAUAUUUUCUUACAUGGGAACCAAAGACAAAAGGGCUAUCACAGUUCAAAAGAUAGCUGUUUUGAAAAUCACCGCCCAGAGACUAGCUCAUUUAAAUAAAUGCUUAAUGAACUGCAAACUUGGAAACUUCAGCUACAAAAAUCACCCACUGAAGUUAGGAGAAUUGCAAGGAAAUCAUUUCACCGUAGGUCUCAGAAAUAUAACGGGGACUGAUGAUGAAGUUCAGCAAGCUAUGCACUCCCUUAAGGAAACUGGAUUUAUUAAUUAUUACGGCAUGCAGAGGUUUGGAACUACAGCUGUUCCUACAUUUCAAGUGGGAAGAGCUAUUCUGCAGAGCAACUGGAACGAAGCCAUAGAUUUAAUUCUCAAGCCCCGUCCAGGAGUUGAAAAAGGGUCCUUGGUGAAAUGCCGAGAGGAAUGGGCCCGGACGAGAGACCCCGCGGCAGCCUUUAAGACCCUGCUUGAGAAAAGAUGCGUGGAAGGCCAGUUACUCUGGGGACUUUCUAAAUACGGCCUGAAAAAUAUUGUGUCUGCAUUCAACAUGAUAACAAGAAAUUAUCGUUUGAUGUAUAUUCAUAGUUACCAGAGUUACGUCUGGAACAACAUAGUGAGCCAAAGAAUAGAAGAAUAUGGGCUGAGAGCCGUUCCAGGGGAUUUAGUAUUAAAAGGAGGUACAGCUGUUCAUAUCGAAGAGGUGGAUGUGGACAAUUACACCAUCCAUGACGUUGUCAUGCCACUCCCUGGCUUUGACGUGAUUUAUCCAAAGCAUAAAAGUAAGAGUUUUGUUCCAAAAUAUGCCCUAAUUGAGGAACUGUCAGGCCUGCAAUUAUAUCUUAAAUGCAAAGCUUUUCAUUGUGGUUCAUUUUUUAAAAUCUCGUUGUAUUUUUAUAAAAGGGAAUUGAUUGAAUACGAUGAUCCUAAAAUCCCACUGUUUACUACUGACCUGGAUAAACUGGAAGGAAAAACACCUGCAGCUCUUGCAACAGGAGGCAAAUACAAGGCUCUGAAGAUGGAGUUCUCCCUCCCACCAUCUGCUUAUGCCACAAUGGCGAUUCGAGAAGUGCUAAAGGUGGACACCAGCAUCAAAAGUCAAUCACAGUUAAACACAACUUGGCUCCGUUAAUCCUUUUCAGGGAACCGGAGAAGGUUUUUGACAUGCAAAAUUUCUUCCUCCUUUCCUCCUUUUAUCUUACCCACCUGAUUUCUAACUGAGCUGUAUUUUUGUAUUAGUUGAAAGGACGUUAUUUCAGAUUUGCUGUAAAAAGAAAAUAAUAAUUUUGUUUUUUUAAAGAGUUUGAACAAAUGUGGUGCUCCCUACGGCAGAAUUCAAACUACCAAUUGGCUUUGUUAACGGUAUUUAACGCUCAGAGGUGUUUCACUCCCGUAUUGGAAACCAACAGACCUUCAGGAAUAUGGUACAGAGUAAAAGUAAUUGCGAAUACGUUUCAUUCUGCAGUUCAGGAAUAUUAAAUGGAAUAUGUUACCUUUGAAAACAUAUCUGUAUCCAACAGGUUUAUUUCGCCUUAAGAAUGCUGAAAAAGCCUACUUUCACAACUACUGUUGACAAAACGUUCACCUCUUUUCCAGCUGCUUUUUAAUUUGAUAUGUACUAUUGUUAAAUCUCUGUUUUUCCUAACAUGCAAACUUGGACAGAAGCCAACACCUCAUAACAGAAGUCGUAUGUCAACCAACUUCUUAUGGUUUGGUCUGUUGCUGGCAACAGAUGAACUGGGGAAAUUUGCACCUUGACUUGACUGGAUUAAAUUACCCAUUCUGAAUUUGA
This is a messenger RNA of Thamnophis sirtalis, 2104 nucleotides long. NCBI's taxonomy places the organism in Eukaryota, Metazoa, Chordata, Lepidosauria, Squamata, Natricidae. The record is from RefSeq and is a predicted model, not a curated record.